AUGCGUUCAGCGUUAUCAGGGACUCCAGAGGGUUCCCUACGCUGGUUUGAACGACAGAGAAAGACAGAAAACCCUAGUUUGUGCUCCUCCCCAGACAUUGAAUUCAACCUGACGGGCAGCUACGGCAGCCCGGUCCACACCAACCACAACUCCAACUACAGCUCCAUGCCCUCCCCAGACAUGGACCAAUCCGAUCGCAAGCAGCAGCACGACCAGAGCCGGCGCCCACUAAGCGUCGCCACUGAUAACAUGAUGCUGGAGUUUUACAAGAAGGAUGGAGUAUUCACGCAUCCAGUGAAUCCUGACCCCCGCCAGCCCACGCAGAGCAUUAGGAAGAUACAAAGUAUGGGUGUGCGGGUUAUGGAUACCUCCUGGGUGUCUCGGAAGGGAUCAUCCACGUUGGCGCGUAAAGCCUCCUCCACCCCGCCGGGCAUGCAGGGCUCUGGAUCCCCCGCAGACUCGCUGAUCCCCGAGCAACCUGGGGAGCUCACCACCUCCCCCUCGGCAACACCGCCCCCGGGAGAAAGGGUUUGCUCAGACAACGUGUCGCCCAUUCGGCCGGACACCUCUCAUGCCCACCCACCCCCUGGGGAGGACCGGCCACCCCCCCCUUACCCCACCUCCUCGUGCCACACUGCCCCACACCACUUCUAUCCCAAACCCCCGCCCUGCGCUCGCCCCGUGGCACCAGGUCCAGAGUCUCAACCCCCCGCCUCACCCCCGCCCCCCUUGCGCUGGUCUGGCUUCAUUCCCCCAGCCCCGCCCCCUUCCUCCUCUUCUUCCUCUUCCUCCUCGUCUCUUGACAUCAAUUCGAACCCCAAACCCAGCUGUCUACACUUCCCCAAGCACAGCCCCCCUGGUGACAUGUCGCACGCCCCCCCGCCAGACACUAAUGCGUCACCACUGUACAUCAAAACCCCCUUGGUACUAACCCGCCAUGACCAGUCCCUUGGCAACCCCCCUAGCCUUCCUUCGUCUGCGCCCCCGCCCCCACCGUGGGCUGCCUGUCCAUGUGCCCGAGAGAGAGGACCCCCCAGGCUGACUAGUUCACUGAAGAGUAAAGAGCUCUCCCCUGUAAUUGGACACAAAGCCAUCCAGGUGGCAGGUCCAACAGUUCCCCCCAGCAGUAGUCCUCAGAGCAGCAGCCAAUGCCCCCACUCCACAGAGCACAGUCCACACAGUCUGCGUAAAGGUUCCAAGAAACUGGCCCCUGUGCCUCCCAAAGUCCCAUAUGGCCAGUCUGGUGGGAUGUCCGACCAGUCCACAGGUCAGCCGUCACCAGUCAGCCUGUCCCCCACCCCUCCUAGUACCCCUUCUCCUUAUGGACUGGCUUGCCCUCCGGGGCAGGUGCCCCCAUCAUCCCCUGGGCAAACCCCACUGGGGGCACCCCACUCACUUUCGUCCCCGCCUUCCCUGACCGGAACACUCACCAAAUCGCGACCUGCCCCUAAGCCCAGGCAAAGGCCCAGCCUGCCCCCACCUCAGCCGCCAACAGCGCCCCCGGGGUUCACUGGCCCAGGCACAGCACCCAUACCCCAGCCUCUGGAGCAGGGUCUUCUGGAUGGCCUAUCACCUGGGGAGAGCAUGUCUACAGAUAUCUUCAAUUAUGAAAUCCCCUCCAUCAAUGUCAAUCUGGACAGCCUCAUCGAUGAGUUCAGCGGUGCCCCCUGCAGGAGGUCCCUGGCAGUGACAGACUCUCCAGAGGGGGAUGCUGUGCCUGAGGAGGAGCCCCAGAGCACCACUCUAUGACCUCUGACCCUAAGGCAUCACAGCUUACCAGCACCCCUAUGGCUGUACAUACUCUUUAACUGUCGCCGCCAAGGCCUGAUGGAAAGAAAACACCAAUUGGCCUCACCAAUGCCCACCUGAAACCAGAACUCAAACCCUCCCUCACAUCCGCUAGAGGCUGCGACGAAACUCAUCCCUUACAAUUGCUCGCUAGUCCAUAAAUAAAUGUGACUACAAAACAAAA
This is a messenger RNA of Sphaeramia orbicularis (orbiculate cardinalfish), 1972 nucleotides long. Its product is annotated as rho GTPase-activating protein 44-like. Gene Ontology annotation, biological process: regulation of dendritic spine morphogenesis; positive regulation of GTPase activity; negative regulation of Rac protein signal transduction. The transcript has 9 exons. Gene Ontology annotation, molecular function: GTPase activator activity. Bases 1 to 1749 code for a protein of 582 amino acids. The record is from RefSeq and is a predicted model, not a curated record. NCBI's taxonomy places the organism in Eukaryota, Metazoa, Chordata, Actinopteri, Kurtiformes, Apogonidae. Gene Ontology annotation, cellular component: presynaptic active zone; postsynaptic density; leading edge membrane.